CUAUGUUACAGAAUUCAAUGGUUGAAUCAUUUCACGCCAACUGAGCGAUCGUUCGUGCAUAAAUAUUAAAAUUGUUCGAUUCCUGCAAGUGAAGUGAAAGUAAUUAUCAUCGAUAAUAAUCUCAUAUUAUUAUCAGUGAAUAAAUACAAGUAUCCAAAUAAUGUUUCGCAUUACCAAGACGCUCUCGUCAGCUCCCAAGAGCCUUAAUAAGGUUCUCGAAACGUCUUUAGGAACCAAGAUUACACCGAGAUGUUUGGCUACCCAAGCUGCAGUGAAACCACUCAAGGAGGAAAGACAGCAGGAAAGUGCCGCCACAAAGGAGUCUCAGUCCUUCACCAUGAAUCUCUUUCGUGGUCAAUUGCAAUUGAGUCAGGUGUUUCCAUAUCCAGAAGCCAUGAACGAGGAGCAAACUGAUACGAUAAGACAACUCAUUGAUCCUGUGGAGAGAUUUUAUGAGAAUGAAAAUGAUCCGGUUAAGAACGAUCAGAACGCAUGCGUGGACGAGAAAACGGCGGAUGCACUCUGGAAAUUGGGCGGAUUCGCUCUGCAAGUGCCCGAGGAAUUUGGCGGACUAGCACUGACAAAUACUCAAUACAGUCGAAUCGUCGAAAUAUGCGGCUAUCACGAUUUGGGUUUAGGUAUCAUGCUCGGCGCGCAUCAGAGUAUAGGCUUUAAGGGUAUACUUCUAUACGGCACUCCGGAACAAAAGGCCGAAUAUCUGCCCAGGGUCAGCAACGGCGAGUACGCUGCUUUUUGCCUGACAGAACCGAGUUCCGGUUCCGAUGCCGGCUCGAUACGUUCACGCGCAGUCAAGUCCGCGGACGGGUCGCACUACGUUCUCAACGGCAGCAAGAUCUGGAUAUCGAACGGCGGUAUCGCCAACAUCAUGACCGUCUUCGCGCAAAUGCCCCUCAAGGAUCCGAAAACGGGCGAAAUGAAGGAGAAGGUGACGGCUUUCAUCGUCGAGAGGGGAUUUGGUGGUGUCACCAGCGGGCCGCCUGAAAAAAUGGGCAUUAAAUGUAGCAACACGGCAGAGAUUUUCUUCGAGGAUGUCAAAAUUCCAGCCAAGAAUCUCCUCGGCAAGGAGGGUGAAGGUUUUAAGGUUGCGAUGAAUAUUUUGAAUAAUGGUAGAUUUGGUAUGGCUGCGUGUCUCUCCGGCACCAUGCGUUACUGCCUCGAUAAGGCCCUGAGUCACGCGACGCAACGCGUGCAAUUUGGUCGCACGUUGGACAAUUACGGCACCAUACAGGAAAAGUUGGCGCGUAUGGCUAUACUACAUUACAUCACCGAGUCUCUCGCAUACACAAUUUCUGGUAAUAUGGACUUAGGAAGCCAAGAUUAUCACCUAGAAGCAGCAAUUUCGAAGUGUUUCGCAUCCGAAUCUGCGUGGACGGUAUGCGACGAAGCUAUUCAGAUCUUAGGCGGUAUGGGUUUCAUGGCUGAAGCUGGUUUGGAGCGUGUGAUGCGCGAUCUGCGGAUAUUCAGAAUCUUCGAAGGAACAAACGACAUUUUGCGUCUGUUCGUGGCGCUCACCGGGAUCCAGUACGCCGGUGGUCACUUGAAAGAACUACAAAAAGCCUUUAAAAAUCCCACGGCGAAUCUAGGGCUGAUCGUCGAGGAAGCUACCAAGCGAGCGACCAGAGCGAUCGGUUUAAGAUCGCCGCCUACCUUUGGAGAUUUAGUUCAUCCGAGAUUGGCGGAGAGUGCCGCGCUUUGCUCGAAGAGCGUGGAGACUUUUGGUCAAGUGAUAGAGAACGUUCUUAUUAAAUACGGACGAGGGAUUGUAGAGGAACAGUUUAUCCUCAACAGAAUCACGCAGGCUGCUUUCGAUACGUAUACAAUGGCGGUUGUGUUGAGCAGGGCGAGCAGGUCGUUGAAUAAGAAUCUCUCUAGUGCGGAACAUGAAUUGUUAAUGACGGAAACUUGGUGCGCAGAGGCGUCCAGCCGUGUUGCAUAUAAUCUGAAGCAAGUCAAUUCUGGUAAGCACUUGGACAUCUUUUCUAAAUUGAGUAAAAUUUCGAGGAACGUAUGCGAUGUCGGCGGGUGCGUGCAAUUGAAUCCUCUGGGCUUUUAAGGGUAUUGUACAUUUAUCUUGUAAGAAACGACUUAUCUAAUUUUUAAUUACAAUAAUCUAUGUGAAUAUAAAAAAUAGGAAUUG
Molecule: messenger RNA, 2158 nt
Organism: Nylanderia fulva
Lineage: Eukaryota; Metazoa; Arthropoda; Insecta; Hymenoptera; Formicidae
Gene: Acadvl
Product: Acyl-CoA dehydrogenase very long chain
Molecular function (GO): very-long-chain fatty acyl-CoA dehydrogenase activity; fatty-acyl-CoA binding; flavin adenine dinucleotide binding
Source: RefSeq, a predicted model, not a curated record